Messenger RNA from Nematostella vectensis (starlet sea anemone), 1039 nucleotides. Its product is annotated as ATP synthase subunit gamma, mitochondrial. Gene Ontology annotation, molecular function: proton-transporting ATP synthase activity, rotational mechanism. The transcript is spliced from 8 exons. Bases 71 to 958 code for a protein of 295 amino acids. The record is from RefSeq and is a predicted model, not a curated record. Lineage: Eukaryota; Metazoa; Cnidaria; Anthozoa; Actiniaria; Edwardsiidae. Gene Ontology annotation, biological process: proton motive force-driven ATP synthesis.
UAUAUACACCAGUGCCCUCAGCGGUUUUUUGAAGUCACGUGACCGCGGCACACCACGAACAAGAUUCAAGAUGGCGGCUACCGGAGCAUUUCUCCGUGGGGCUGUUUUUCAGCCAAAAUCAUGCGGUGUAAGAAACAUGGCCACCCUGAAGGAUAUCUCCCUUAGAUUGAGGUCAGUGAAGAAUAUCCAGAAAAUCACCAAAUCAAUGAAGAUGGUGUCAGCGGCCAAAUUUGGUCGCGCUGAGAAAGAGCUGAAAUCAGCAAGAGCCUACGGAGAUGGUGCUACUGCAUUGUAUGACAAAGUGGAGAUCAAACAAGAAUCAGAGGAUCCAAAGCACUUGAUAGUCGUACUGUCUUCCGACCGUGGCCUCUGUGGUGGAAUUCACUCAGGUCUUGCUAAGGCUGUCAAAGCUAGUAUUGCUGGCAAUCCAAGCAGGAAUGUUGGCAUUGUGUCCUUUGGGGACAAAACUAAGCAGAUACUCUCAAGAACCCUUGGUAAAAACAUGCUGAUGUCUUUCAUGGAUGUCGGCAAGAAGCCUCCACUUUUCUGUGAAGCAACAUUUUUGGCUCAAGAAAUCCUGGAUGCAGGAUUCGACUUUAACACAGGAGACAUGUUCUACAAUGUAUUCAGGUCUGUAGUUUCAUUCAGGGCAAGCACCAAAUCCAUCUACUCAUUUGACAACCUCAACAAUGCAGCCUCAGACUCUAUGAGCUCAUAUGAUGAGCUUGACUCAGAAGUGAUAAGAUGCUACCAGGAGUUCAAUCUUGCUAGCAUGCUCUUCUUUGGAAUGAAGGAGCAAUCAUGCAGUGAACACAGUGCCAGAAUGACAGCCAUGGAUGCAGCAACCAAGAAUGCUGGUGAAAUGAUUGACAAGCUUACGCUGACUUAUAACCGCACCCGUCAGGCAGUCAUUACAAGGGAAUUGGUGGAGAUCAUUUCUGGUGCUGCCGCCGUCUAGGUCCUUUUAUGUAAGAAAUGCAGGUUAACCCUGUCUUUGGGUUUGUAAUGGAGUGAGAUUAAACAUGUUUUGAAUUACGAA